CUAGCCUCUAGGACGCAGCAAGCUAGCCAGACCAGCCAUGGCUGCUCAAGACGAGCAGCCGCUGCACAUCCUCUUCUUCCCGUUCCUAGCCCCGGGCCACCUCAUUCCAACCACCGACAUGGCCGCGCUCUUCGCCGCCCGCGGCGUUCGGUGUACCAUCCUCACCACGCCGGUCAACGCCGCCAUCAUCCGCUCGGCCGUCGACCGCGCCAACGACGCCUCCGCCGGCACAAACAGCUCCCUCGCGAUCGACAUCUCCAUCGUGCCUUUCCCCGACGUCGGGCUCCCGCCGGGCGUCGAGAACUUCGCGGCCCUCACGUCCCAGGACGAACGCGACAGGUUCUUCCGAGCGCUGCCACUGUUCCGGGAGCCCUUUGGCCGGCUCCUGGCCGACAGCCGCCCAGACGCCGUCAUCUCCGACAGCUUCUUCCACUGGUCCGUUGACGCCGCGGCGGAGCACGGCGUCCCGCGCAUCGCGUUCCUCGGCAGCAGCAUGUUCGCGCGCUCCUGCAGCGACAGCAUGCUGCGCCACAACCCGCUGGCGGCCGCCCCCGACGACCCCGACGCCCUCGUCUCCCUGCCGGGGCUGCCGCACCGCGUCGAGAUGAGGCGGAGCCAGAUGAUGGACCCGGCGAGGGCGUCGCACUGGGCCUUCUUCGAGAGCGUGAACGCCGCGGACCAGCGGAGCUUCGGCGAGGUGUUCAACAGCUUCCACGAGCUGGAGCCGGACUACGUGGAGCACUACCGCGCGACGCUCGGCCGCCGCGCGUGGCUCGUGGGGCCCGUGGCGCUCGCCGGCAAGGACGACGUGGCCGGGCGAGGCGCCAGCGCGCCCUCGACGGACGCGGACGGCUGCCUCCGGUGGCUGGACGCGAAGCCGGCCGGCUCGGUGGUGUACGUGUCCUUCGGCACGCUGGCCAGCUUCUCGCCGGCGGAGCUGCGCCAGCUCGCCCGCGGCCUCGACCUCUCAGGCACGAAUUUCCUGUGGGCGAUGGGCGGAGCGGACACUUCGCCGGAGAAGUGGAUGCCCGAAGGCUUCGCGGAGCUGGUGGCACCACGCGGCGGUCGCGGCUUCAUCGUACGGGGCUGGGCGCCGCAGCUGCUCAUCCUGAACCACCCGGCCCUCCGCGGGUUCGUGACGCACUGCGGCUGGAACUCGGUGCUGGAGGCCGUGAGCGCCGGCGUGCCGAUGGUCACGUGGCCGCGGCACGCAGACCAGUUCAACAACGAGAUGCUCAUCGUGGAGCUGCUCGAGGUGGGCGUCAGCGUCGGCGCCAAGGACUACGGGUCGUCCCUCGAUGCCCACGAGGUGGUGGCCGGCGAGGUGAUCGCCGGAUCCAUCGGGAGGUUGAUGGAGAGUGACGCCAUACAGAAGAAGGCCAAGGAUCUCGCUGUGAAGGCAAGGAGCGCCGUGGAGACGGGCGGGUCUUCGUACGACGCCGUUGGCCGGCUGAUGGACGAGUUAACGGCUCGCCGGAGUUCCGUCAAGGUUAAUUAA
Triticum dicoccoides is the source of this 1498-nucleotide messenger RNA. RefSeq names its product scopoletin glucosyltransferase-like. The coding region runs from base 38 to 1498 and encodes 486 amino acids. Lineage: Eukaryota; Viridiplantae; Streptophyta; Magnoliopsida; Poales; Poaceae. The record is from RefSeq and is a predicted model, not a curated record. Gene Ontology annotation, molecular function: UDP-glucosyltransferase activity. The transcript has a single exon.